AUGUCGAAGACCCCAAACCCCACAAAAACUGGAGGCAAAAACCAGUUGCCUUCAGAAGCCUCCCCAGAUCCCACACCCAGGCCAGAGAGCAGCAAGCUUUCCAGCUCUCUCCUCACCGUGGAAAAUGUCAGAAAGCUUCAGGAGGAGAACCCUGUGGCUAGAUCGGAUCUUGCUCAGUGGUCGAUAGAAACAUAUAUUGCAGAAAGCAAUCGCUUUUUGAACGAGAGUGGCAGCCAGGCGGAGGGGAGCAGGGAGCAGGCAGCGUCAAAUGAAGAGGAAUCAAGAGUUCUUCGUGACGGUUACCCAGAAAACGCUAAUCAAACUUUAGGAAAAGAUUUCCAGACAAGACCUAUCUCAGCUCCAGUUCCUGAAACUCAGUCACUCAAAAAACGGGAAGUUGCUGAUUUGGAGACUCAGACGGAAUGGAGCUACUCGGUCAGCUCUGAAGAUUCCAGCGUGCUGGAAAUAGAGACGAAGGAGCAGAGGAGCACAGAUGGAAAAAGGAAAAGUGAGACUACGGAAGGUACAGAAACAUUGCAUCCUGCAGAAGAGGAAGGGACAUCUGAGACCGAGCUGGAGACUGGUACGCUCUCUUCUACAAGUAGUCCUCGACCUACGGCCACAAUUGAGCCCAAAGUACCUCUUUCAAGCACUUCUGAGGAGGAGGAGGAGAUGAAGUCUUUUAUCCUAGAUGAGGACCAUCCGGUCACCGAUCUGUGCCUGGUGGGCCGCUGUGAGUUUUGCAACUCCCUCCUGAAGCCUUUGCCGACCCCGGAGGAGCUGGCGAAGAAGCCGGAGGAGAUGGAGCAAUUUCUGUGUUGCAGGACCUACAAAGAGGUUUUCCAGUAUGUGGUACAGGAGCUGAUGGAGAGGCGAGGCAGCGAAAUCGACAUCCGUCCUCAUGGCCGACUGUCCCUUACAAAGAUGGAGAGCAGGACUAAAAGGAUGCUAAUAGAAGAGUUAGAAGAGCGAGGCAUCGAGCGAUACAGAGAGAUAUUUAUGCAAUACAUCUACUUUGGCCCAUGCACCACAAUCCAUUUCGAAUUGUCAGAGCACCCACCCCAACCGAAAGCCCCCGUCCUAAAGAAACGGCUUCCAGAACCCAAAGAGCUCCUGGAGGUUGACUUGGAAUUCAGAGCGGAGCAAUUGAAGCUUUGCCACCCUUCCGAGCCGGUGAAAAGAUACUAUCAUGAUGGAAGGAUCUUCUUCCUUCUUUUUCCGGAUGGAACGGGCCAAGUCUAUUACCCGUCAGGCCGCCUUGCCAUCCUCAUUACUUACCUGAGGGAGACCCAGUUCACCUACAGCAUCCUUGGAGACAGCAGGUACCAGGAGCUUCUGGCCUUCUUCACCAACCAGGGCCACGCAGCACAUUACCAGCAGAAAGAGAAGCUCAGGCUGCACCUGGACGUCUGCAACGGCUCCCUCUUUGGCAAGCAAGGCCAACGGCAGAAGUUCUGGAACUGGUGGGGCCCCGAGGGCCACGUUCACGCCCCCCCUUUCCAGCCCAUCUGCCUUCAACUCAAUGUUUAUAUCCAGGUUAAAAUUAAAGCCCAAGAUCAGAUUUUCCUCACAUUUGCAAAGGUUCACGACUGUCUCCACCUCAACGUUGGGGCGCGGCUGAAACUGAAGGAGGAGGAGGCAGGUGCCCUUUGGGUCCUUCAGCGACACGGAACCAGGGAUCACCUGGUGAGGCCUUCCGUGCUGGAGAAGAUCAGCAAAAUCUUGAGCAACGUGAAGACAGCAUUGAAGAAGCUGGACGCCGAGCCCUCAAAGGAAGCUGCGGACCUGCGCCUUGUAUCGAAGGCGUACGGAAGGAUGCUCCGAAGACACAAGAAGUAGUAGCAGCAGUAAGAGAGAGAGAGAAGCCAGUCUCCUAUUUUAGUAGUACGGAAACUAUUAAGUUAGCUUCCUGUAGAAACCAUUAAACCUUCCCUCCGUCCAUCCCGUCCUUUCUCUCUACGUAACGCACUUAGAUUGCACAACACAUUUGAACUAAGAGGAGCCACAGGUCAUCCUCGACUUAAGGCCAUUCAUUUAAUGACUGUUCAAAGUGAAAAAAAAGUGACUUACGGCUGUUGCAGGGUCCCCAGGAUCAAAAUUUUGGGUGCUUGGGAACUGGUACGUAUUGACAAUCAUUGCAGCAUCCGAGGCCCCCCAAAUGCCAUUUACAGGCUUCCCAG
This is a messenger RNA of Thamnophis elegans (Western terrestrial garter snake), 2180 nucleotides long. RefSeq names its product glutamate rich 6B (gene ERICH6B). The record is from RefSeq and is a predicted model, not a curated record. The coding region runs from base 1 to 1839 and encodes 612 amino acids. Lineage: Eukaryota; Metazoa; Chordata; Lepidosauria; Squamata; Natricidae. The transcript has 14 exons.